UAUUAUAUUAGCUAAAUGUUUUUACGUAAAUUGUUGAAUGGGCGUGGACAUUUGUGGCUGCAACGCUGCUGUAGCACAAAUGUGUUGAGCUUACGCAAUGAGAAGCUGCAGACCUAUCUGGAGGCACUGCGUCAGGAAUAUUAUGCUUUGAGAGUAACUGCAGCCGGCAAUAACAGUGCCUAUGUGAGAAUGUCGAAGCUUGACGGCGUGGUCAACUGUUUAGAACAGCAUAGAGCGCUGCAGCGCAACAUUACCUCAGAGCAGGACCUGGCUGCGGAGAAGGAUGAGGAUAUGCGUGCUUUAAUGCGAGAGGAAAACAACGUGUAUACAGAUCUGUUGCAGAAGCAGGAGCAGUCAAUGCUGCAAGAACUGCUGACAUUGUCAGAUGAUGAGCACUAUCCCGCCUUAAUCUUUGAGGUCAAUGCUGGUGCAGGUGGACAAGAGGCCAUGCUGUUUGCUCAGGAGCUUUACGAUAUGUACACAAGCUACUUUGACCACAUGGGCUGGGAGUAUGAGCAGUUUUCGUAUGAAACUACAGACAUAGGCGGAUUGCGUCAUGCUAAUCUGUUGGUCAAUGAUGCGGAUGCGUACAACUGGCUGCGCUAUGAAGCGGGCGUGCAUCGCGUACAACGUGUACCAAGUACUGAGAAAUCUGGACGCAUGCACACCAGCACGGCUUCCAUAACAGUCAUACCACGUCCUGCUGAUGUUCAAAUUAACAUUGCCGAAAAGGAUCUAAAGAUUGAAACCAAACGUGCUAGCGGCGCUGGCGGACAGCAUGUCAACACCACGGAUUCGGCGGUGCGUAUUGUGCAUCUGCCCACUGGAUUAGCCGUCGAGGCACAAUCGGAGCGUUCGCAAUUGAAAAAUCGUGAGCUGGCUUUGAGACGCUUGCAGGCCAAGCUAAUGCAGCAGCAGCUUGAAAGCAGCGAGGCCAGCAAACAGGCGACACGCAAGGCACAACAGGGAAAUCUUAACCGUAACGAGAAGAUACGAACGUACAAUUUUGUGCAAGACCGUGUGACGGAUCACCGCAUACAAGGUGGAACAUUGCACAAUCUGAGUGGUUUCUUGGAGGGAGGACAGCAGCUUAGUGGCCUCAUUGAGCGACUACAGGUGGAUCGACGCAAGGCUCACCUAGUGGAGCUGCUUGAAACAUGGCAGCCACCACAGAAGGCAGCUGACAAAAGUUAACUACUAUUGUAACUAAACUAUGAAUACAUGUUAAUUGUUUAU
Molecule: messenger RNA, 1236 nt
Organism: Drosophila busckii
Lineage: Eukaryota; Metazoa; Arthropoda; Insecta; Diptera; Drosophilidae
Gene: mRF1
Product: peptide chain release factor 1-like, mitochondrial
Exons: 1
Coding region: 16-1194 (392 amino acids)
Biological process (GO): translational termination
Molecular function (GO): translation release factor activity
Source: RefSeq, a predicted model, not a curated record